Messenger RNA from Closterium sp. Naga37s-1, 4899 nucleotides. The record is from the annotation of a GenBank genome assembly. NCBI's taxonomy places the organism in Eukaryota, Viridiplantae, Streptophyta, Zygnematophyceae, Desmidiales, Closteriaceae.
AUGGCUGUAUCAGCAGCGCCAGCAGCGGCAGCAGCAAGAGGACGUGAUCAUUGCGCUGCCCACCGUUGCAACCUCCGUUCUUUGCGCUCUGGUCUCCUCCCUUGGUGGUCUCUCCUCUGCUUCUUUCUUCUCCUUCCGCCCUGCACCUUCCCCUCAUCCGCUUCAGUCAGCGCGCAACCGCAAGUAGCGCACGCAGCGCAAGCGGAAGCUGACUGGUGGGCCGCGCAUGCGCGGGUUGCGCAGGCGGAGGCGGAGGCGGACGAGGAGGGAUUCGAUUGGCUGCUGCGGGAGCUAGGGGGAGGCACCUCCGCGGAGGGGAAUGAGUGGGAGGCGGAGGGCGGUGCGGAAGGAUGGGAGGAAAUUCCGCUGGAAGGUUCCGGGUUCGCGGAGCUGCUGACGUGGCUGCGCGCCAAUGGGGCGCGCGGAGAAGUGUUGGAUGGGAAGACCGUUCGAUUGAGAGUGUUUCAGAUGGAGCUUCCAGACGACACUAGCUUGGACUGGCAGGGUCGGCAAGUGCUGCUGACGAGGAAAGAGGGGGAUCUGAGUGGGGAGAAGGCGGAGGGGGAGAACGUGGAGGGGGGAGAACGUGGAAGGGGGGAGGCUGAGGGGGAGAAUGUGGAAGGGGAGAAGGAGAAAGAGGAGGAGACGAGGGACAACGGGGCAGAGAGGGAGAAAGAAGAUGCCAAGGGGAAGGAGGAGAGGAAGUACAGGCAAGUGGCAAGGGGAGGUGCCCUCGCCGCCUGCCUGCUGCUGCUGCAGCAGCAGGGGGAGGGGGGCGAGCCGGGGGGAAGGGAGGGGGGAGGUGAGGCCGGCGAGGAGAGCUGGGGAGCGCAAGUGGUGGCGGCGCUGCUGGCGUCCCGCACAGCCCGGCUGCUGCCCAUGCUCAGAAACGACCUCCCCCACCUGCCCCUCCUCCACCAGGUUUGCCCUCCCCUUUCCCCUACUCCCUCCCCUUUCCCCUACGCCCUCCCCUUUCCCCUACACCCUCCCCUUUCCCCUACGCCCUCCCCUUUCCCCUACGCCCUCCCCUUUCCCCUACGCCCUCCCCUUUCCCCUACGCCCUCCCCUUUCCCCUGCGCCCUCCCCUUUCCCCUACGCCCUCCCCUUUCCCCUACGCCCUCCCCUUUCCCCUACGCCCUCCCCUUUCCCCUGCGCCCUCCCCUUUCCCCUGCGCCCUCCCCUUUCCCCUGCGCCCUCCCCUUUCCCCUACGCCCUCCCCUUUCCCCUACGCCCUCCCCUUUCCCCUGCGCCCUCCCCUUUCCCCUGCGCCCUCCCCUUUCCCCUACCCAGCUCCCUCCCCUUUCCCCUACGCCCUCCCCUUUCCCCUACUCCCUCCCCUUUCCCCUACUCCCUCCCCUUUCCCCUACUCCCUCCCCUUUCCCCUACGCCCUCCCCUUUCCCCUACUCCCUCCCCUUUCCCCUACUCCCUCCCCUUUCCCCUACUCCCUCCCCUUUCCCCUACGCCCUCCCCUUUCCCCUACUCCCUCCCCUUUCCCCUACUCCCUCCCCUUUCCCCUACUCCCUCCCCUUUCCCCUACUCCCUCCCCUUUCCCCUACUCCCUCCCCACCCCCCUUCCCCUUGAUCUGCUGUUCCACAUUACCGCCGGCAGCGGCAGCAGCAGCAACAGCAGCCCCCCCUCGCUGCCGUCGCUGCAGCAGUUUCUGGCGACGGUGGCGGCCGUGAGGGCGCUGGCUCUGCCCAUGCGCCUGCCGCCCCUGCAGGAGGGGCAGGGGGAGCAGGGAGAGCAACAGGAGCAGGGGGGGGGCAGGGGGAAGAAGGGCGGAAGGAGGGGAGGGAAGAGGUGGAGGAAGCAGAAGCAGCGGCGGUUUGAGUUGACGGUGGUGCCUCUCAUGAAUGCUGUUGUGCGGGCCACUGAGAGGCACCAAGGGAACGUGUGGUGGGAGCUGACCCACGCGGGAUUCCACCUGAGGGCGUCAGAAGUCAUUCCCACCAGGGCUGCUCUCGUGCUGCCUCUCAACGGCGGCCUGCCCGACCCGCUACAGCCCGACCCGCUACAGCGCGACUCGCUACAAGUAGCAGCGCAUGCAGGGGCGCAGGGGACAGCAGCAGAUUUGGAGAGCGAGGAGGAUGAGGAAGGGGAAGGGCGGGCGCGCUUGUCUUCUCUGGGGGAGGUGGAGGAGGCGGACAGGUCUGUGUCGCCGGCCACGUUGAUAUCCAACGACGACGCCUUCCUCUCCCUCGGGAUCAUCCCGGCCUGCUCCUCCUUCGACCGCGUGCAGGUCCGUUCUCAAGCGGCACAGGCCGGUAUUGAGCGGUGCAAGUGGGUUUUGAGUGGUGCAGGUGAUUCCGUCAUUCGCAGCAUCUCAACGCCCGCCUUCCCGAAUCCUUCUUUGCGUUUGCGCUUUGAAGCGCGGGCGGCAGCAGCAGGCAGGAAGGCAGUGGAGCAAGUGCGGGCGGUGAAAGACCAUCUCCUCUCUGCCGCCCUGAAAAAAGGCCUUAUCAUCCGCACAAGUGUCGACACCCGUUGGGGUUGGGGCCUUCACAACAGGAUGCAGCGAAAGGAAAAAGUCUCCCAAGGUCUUUCUCAGAGGGACAGGGGGAAGGGUGUGGUGGAGGGUGGUGGGGAAGGUGCUGGGGAAAACACCCCAGAGCUUUCUGGAGCGGAGGAGCACAGCAGGGCAGGGGGCUUUGGGGAUGGGGAGUGGGAUUUGGAAGGGAUGGGGCGCGUGCUUGAGCAGAUGCUCUUCUGGGAGAGACGGCGGGGCAUGCGAGCGAGGCUGGCCGAGAGACUUGCAAAGAGAAUGAGAGAGGCGGUCGAGAGAGAGAGGGAGAGAGGAGAGGAGGAAGAUGGGGGAGAAGGGGGAGAGGCAGGAGAGGCAGGAGAGAGGAGUGAGAGAGGUGGUGGGAGAGGCAGCGGGGGGAAGGAUGAGGGAGGGAUGGAGGAGGGGGAGGAGAGCGAGGAGGGAGAGGAGGAGGGAGGGGAGGGGCUGUAUGUGUACGCGGAUGGCAGGAUGGACCCUGAGCUCGUUGCUCAGUACAGUGCCGCUGUGCUGCUGGCUGUUACUGGGGAAGGUACUACUGGGGAAGGUAGCUACCAAUUACACAUAGCAGCCCAUGUGUCCAUCCCGCCUCGCCACUUCCCUCGCCACUUCCCUCUCCACUUCCCUCGCCACUUCCCUCUCCACUUCCCUCUCCACUUCCCUCGCCACUUCCCUCUCCACUUCCCUCUCCACUUCCCUCUCCACUUCCCUCGCCACUUCCCUCUCCACUUCCCUCUCCACUUCCCUCUCCACUUCCCUCCACUUCCCUCUCCACUUCCCUCUCCACUUCCCUCUCCACUUCCCUCUCCACUUCCCUCCACUUCCCUCUCCACUUCCCUCGCCACUUCCCUCUCCACUUCCCUCUCCACUUCCCUCGCCACUUCCCUCGCCACUUCCCUCUCCACUUCCCUCUCCACUUCCCUCUCCACUUCCCUCGCCACUUCCCUCUCCACUUCCCUCGCCACUUCCAUCUGCACUUUCCACACCCCACGCGCACGCGCGGAACUCGAUGCCGCGCUGCUAGCAAGAAUAAGCGUGGCACUGGCGUGGAAUCUGGACGGCACCACCACCUGCACGCACAUGCAUCUGCUCUCCCUCCCCUCCCACCCGCUCUUCCUCCCCCUCUCCUACUCCCCCUCCUCUUUCUUGACAAGCCUUCCUGAGAUUCUAGACGUGGUGGUCAGCAGCUUGCAGCUGCCAAUGGGGGAGCUUUUAACGAGGAUAGAGCAGGCGUUGGGAGGGGCAAAGGCAUGGGUGGAGAAGGGGAUGGUGUGUCGGGAAGGAAGGGCAGCGGGGAUUGACUCAGUUCAAGUGGACGAGGCUUGCCAGCUGUCCGUCCUUGCCCACGUGGGUCCAUCCCAUUCGCUGCUGCGAUUCCUCGCCAGCAAGCGCAGCAUCCUAUUGGCUGCCUCCGAUCGCCUCGCCUCCGCCUGCAAGCCCCAAUCAGCAACCGCCACGUCAGCAGCAGCAGCUGAACGAGAUGCAACAACAGUUUCAUCCCAAGGGGGAGAAGAGCAUGAGGAGGGAGGGAGGGAAGAGACAGAGGGGGAAGGAGAGAGGGAGGAGGGAGAGGAGCGAGAGAAGGAGGGUAGCGUGCAAGAAAGGAAAGGGUUUGGUACACAGACCAGGGUGAUUGGAAAGGACAGCCAGAUGGGGUUUGGCAGGGGCGGCAGUGAGCUGACGGGGAGGGCAGGGGUGUGGAGUGAGGUGGCGGGGGAGAGGAUGGGCGAGAUGGGGGAGGAGGAGCGGGUGAGGGUGUUUGUGGAGUGGGUGCGGGCGAAUGGCAUGGCAGAUUACAACAUGCCAGGCUCAGGGAUUGAGGCGCCAGCUAUCAGUGCGGGCAGGGCGGGAUCACGAGGAGGACUCAGUGAUGCUCUCCAUCCCCUCCUCCCUCUUGGCGCCAGCUAUCAGUGCGGGCAGGGCGGGAUCAUGAAGAGGACUCGGCGCCAGAUGUCAGUGAGGGCAGGGCGGGAUCACGAGGAGGACUCAGUGAUGCUCUCCAUCCCCUCCUCCCUCUGGGUCACCACCCCCGCCAUGCUGCAAGCCAUAGGGGGACCCCCCUACCCUGGGCCUGUGUGGGCCUUCACUGUCGCCGCCGCGUGGCUGCUAAGGGAGAUGCUUAAAACGAGGACGGAGUCCUUCUGGUGGCCGUACCUGCAGCUGCUGCCCCGCCACGUCCCCCUGCCGUACUUCUUUGAAGAAGAGACGUUAGAGGAGCUCCAGUUCCCAUCAAUCAUCAAAACGGUGAGUUAUGCUCUGUAUGGUAUGGUGAGCACCUUCACCCGUACCUGCAGCUGCUGCCCCGCCCUGCCGUACUUCUCUGAAGAGGAGACGCUGGAGGAGCUUCAGGUCCCGUCGAUCGUGAAAGCAGUGAGUUACAUUCGAAGCAAUGGGUGA